AUGCACGCCCCCCUCGGAGUCCCGGAGCGUCAGCAGGUGUCUCGUGACCGAGGGGAGCAGCGAGAACACCGAGGAGGCGUUUAUGAUCGGCUCGCUGCUACCAGCUUCCAUCAGCACUCAUUCGAGGUGGUCCCGUUUCAUCGCCAUGUGCAACGACGAGAAGCAGGCGCUCAACCUGUGUCUGAGGAAGGAGGUGAGUCUACCGGCCGACCGGCCGGUGCGGCCGGUGAACUGAAGGUGACAUCCAUUGGCCCUCCACCGGCGUGGGUCGAUGAGAGGCUGGUGCGAGGAUCAAGGAAUGCCGUGCAGAGGCCAACUCCUAGGCAGGAAGUGAGGAAGCACAUGAGGAAGGAUUGGGAAAUGGCAGCUUCUGGGGGCAAGCGUUCGAAAUAG
Messenger RNA from Trichosporon asahii var. asahii CBS 2479, 393 nucleotides. RefSeq lists its product as uncharacterized. The record is from RefSeq and is a predicted model, not a curated record. NCBI's taxonomy places the organism in Eukaryota, Fungi, Basidiomycota, Tremellomycetes, Trichosporonales, Trichosporonaceae. The transcript has 3 exons. Bases 1 to 393 code for a protein of 130 amino acids.